Messenger RNA from Vicugna pacos (alpaca), 2092 nucleotides. The record is from RefSeq and is a predicted model, not a curated record. Lineage: Eukaryota; Metazoa; Chordata; Mammalia; Artiodactyla; Camelidae.
AAGGAGACAGCCAUGAAUGAGCCACUAGACGAUUUUGCAAAUGCUUCUGAGUUCCCCGAUUAUGCAGAUGCUCUUGGAAAUUGCACUGAUGAAAAAAUCGCACUCAAGAGGCACUACCUCCCUGUUAUUUAUAGCAUCGUCUUCCUGGUGGGCUUUCCCGGCAAUGCAGUAGCUAUUUCCACGUACAUCUUCAAAAUGCGGCCCUGGAGAAGCAGCACCAUCAUCAUGCUGAACCUGGCCUGCACAGACCUUCUGUACCUCACCAGCCUCCCUUUCCUCAUUCACUACUACGCUAGUGGCGAAAACUGGAUCUUUGGCGAUUUCAUGUGCAAGUUUAUCCGCUUCGGCUUCCAUUUCAACCUGUACAGCAGCAUCCUCUUCCUCACCUGUUUCAGCAUCUUCCGCUACUUUGUCGUCAUUCACCCGAUGAGCUGCUUCUCCAUUCACAAAACUCGAUGGGCGGUGGUGGCCUGUGCGGUCGUGUGGAUCAUUUCUCUGGUGGCCGUCAUUCCCAUAUCCUUCCUGAUCACGUCAACCACCAGGACCAACAGAUCCUCCUGCCUUGACCUCACCAGUUCGGAUGACCUCACAACUAUCAAAUGGUACAAUCUAAUUUUGACCGCGACCACUUUCUGCCUCCCCUUGGUGAUCGUUACACUUUGCUAUACAAUGAUUAUCUACACUCUGACCCAAGGACCUCGGACUCACAGCUGCCUGAAGCAGAAAGCUCGAAGGCUCACCAUUCUGCUGCUCCUUGUGUUUUAUAUAUGCUUUCUACCUUUCCAUAUCUUGAGGCUCAUUCGGAUUGAAUCUCGCCUGCUUUCAAUCAGCUGCUCCGUUGAGAAUCAGAUCCAUGGGGCGUACAUCGUUUCUAAACCGUUAGCUGCCCUGAACACCUUUGGUAACCUGUUGCUGUAUGUGGUGGUCAGCAACAACUUUCAGCAGGCCGUCAGCUCCAUGGUGAGGUGCAAAGCAAGUGCGGACCUAGAGCAAGGAAAGAAAGUCAGCCACUCAAACAAGCCUUAAAAUACUCCAUGUUCUCAGCCAGAAAGAAAUGCUGGUACCUUUCCUAUAACUUCUAAGAAGUCCAGACUAUCUCCCUCAGUGGAACUCUUGCUAAAUAUUGUGCCAAAGCCAGGGCAGGGCUGCUGGGGGCUCUUUCCAGUCUGUUUAUUGAGGUCCUCCCUUGGGUGAAUAUAAGAAUGGAUACAUGCUUUUCAGUGAAGUAAUCAGAUGUAGAAUUGGAACUACUGGAACUCAGGGCCACCUGGGAGAGCACCUAGUCUCACCAACUUUUAUAUAUAUAUAUAUAUAUAUAUAUAAUGUAUAAUUUAUAAAAUUAUAUGUAUGUAGAUAUUUAGAUUGAAGUUCACCAGCUUGUCUAGAUCUCUCAGUAAGUUAAUGCCAAGAUAAGAGACAGCCAAUCUUUUUAUUCAUAGUUUCUUGCUUCUUUAUUCUCAGGUCUGUUCCAGAGAUUGAGCCCCUAAAGUACUCAAGGCAUUAUUUGUAUAUUUUUCAAUAUUCGAAUUUUAAAAAUUUUUAUAUCUUCAAAAUUUUUUCUGACUUUGCUUUGAGAUUAUUAAACUGUGUUUUUCACUAGGCUUUAGUCAGUUUUGUUGAUUAAAGCAAGCCAGUAUGAUACACUUGAGACAAUUCAAACAUGUCCACACAAAUAGCCAAAAUUAAUACCUGCAAGAUAUUUGGAGUAUUAUGUCUUUAUUGUUGUAAAUUGUUUUAAAAAUUGUUAUUGGAUUUAUAAAAAUUGUCAAGUUGUACUAGUAAUUAUCAACAUGUCCUAGGGAAGGAGAGAGCACUUUUUGGGGGAACAGAAGUACUUUUAAAUAUAAUGUGUAGAUUGGAUAUUAAAUAAAAUCUAACAUUGUUUUGAUUUCUGUGAGAAAAUAUUCCAGGAAGCACUGAUUCUCUUUCGAUACCUUCUCUUUUGUGCCUCUCUUGGAAAUACGUUCUCUAUUGUAACAGCUAAAGCAGUUUUUGAACUGUGUAUUUAAUUAUCAGUAAAUGUAAAUAUUUGAGAAAAUUCCUAGUCUGGAUAUUCAAAACCGUGGUAAAUGUGUUGAUACAGUUAAUAAAC